UCCGACAAGCCCUCCUCCAUGCACAGGACGCUCUGCGUACAUAAAUAGACCCCACCAUCCGUCAAAUUCCAUCAUUUACAACAAUGUUAACAGUACGAUUAACACUCAUCCUCUCCUGUUUUGCAUUCGUAACUCCAACAUGUGUGGACCGGGUUAUUUUUCCCAUGAACGACGAAAUAAGAAAAGUGAUCAUUGAUACUCACAACGAAUUGAGAAACAAAGUGGCUAAGGGGGACCAACCGACACAAAACCCGGCUCAAAACAUGAGAAAAUUGUAUUGGUCAGAAGCACUUGAAAAGGAAGCACAAGAUUGGGCGGACACAUGUCAAUUCAGACAUGACCCUCUACUUAGAGAAUCGCGUCAUGGACAAAACAUUUAUUGGGUGCAUUCCUCUUAUGAGAAGAUUAACAUGACAGCCUAUUUGAUGGAGGGUGUUAUUGAAUGGUACAACGAAGUCGAUCUCGGCUACAAUGGUACAUUUAAUCCUGAAACAGGUCAUUAUUCGCAAUUGAUCUGGGGAGCGACUAAGUUAGUCGGUUGUGGAGUUGCUGUUACGAAAACCGGUCGCUAUACAGAUAUUUAUUUGGUCUGUAAUUACACACCAGGUGGAAACGUUGUUGGUAAACUGCCUUAUGAGUAUGGUACAGUGGACUGUGAAAACAAUGAAAUGUUCUCGUCUACUGAUUAUUCACAUUUAUGUGAUAUAAACAGAGAAAUGUUGUUGAGUUGCCAAAAACAACAAAAAGAGUUAGUAAAGGCUAACAACCACCUUUAAAAAGCAAAGCGAGGGGAAAAUUAGUACAGUAACCCAUAAAAUUGCCAAUAUCUUGCAGAUUUAUGCUGUAUAAAAAUGCAAUGUUUUAAUUAAAUAAAAUGUAUUAAAAUAA
This is a messenger RNA of Cimex lectularius (bed bug), 888 nucleotides long. RefSeq names its product venom allergen 5-like. The transcript is spliced from 7 exons. Bases 84 to 776 code for a protein of 230 amino acids. Gene Ontology annotation, cellular component: extracellular region. NCBI's taxonomy places the organism in Eukaryota, Metazoa, Arthropoda, Insecta, Hemiptera, Cimicidae. The record is from RefSeq and is a predicted model, not a curated record.